GUACAGUACUUCUAUGUCUUAUAAUUAACUUCUCUGCUACUAGUGAUGGGUGAGAUUUCUGGAACUAAUUUAAACCUCUCCAAAUCCAUGGAAGAAAUUGUUGUUAAUAUCAAAGAAGGUGGUGAGGUCAUAAAUGAAGAGUCCCUCAAUUCUUCUGGUUCUCCAAGAACAAUCAAGAGAGAAGGAUCAGGCUUUUCUGUCUCUGUACCUUUCUUACAGAAGCUGCUAGCAGAGGUGUUUGGUACAUUUUUUAUGGUAUUUGCAGGGUGUGGGGUCAUGGUAGUGAAUGUGAUCAAACCCGGUCAGGUGAGUGUCGUUAGCAUGUCAUUGGUUUGGGGAUUUGGGGCGAUGGCCAUGGUGUACUCUCUGGGUCACAUUUCUGGCGCCCACUUCAACCCCGCUGCCAGCAUAGCCUUCGCUACCUGCGGGAGAUUUCCAUGGAAACAGGUACCAGCCUAUGCAGCUGCACAACUUCUUGGAUCAAUACUUGCAACUAUAACUCUUAGACUACUAUAUGGCACAGAAGAGAGUCUUUAUUUCGGGUCGACACCGUCAGGUUCAGAUAUGCAAGCAUUCGGGAUGGAGUUUAUCAUUGCUUUCUACCUCAUGUUUGUUAUAUCUGGUGUUGCGACCGAUAGCCGAGCGAUUGGAGAACUUGCUGGGCUUGCAAUUGGGGCAAUUGUGAUAGUAGAUGUGAAUAUCGCUGGGUUAAUUUCAGGGUCAUCAAUGAACCCAGCAAGGAGUUUGGGGCCUGCGAUCAUAUGGAACCGUUACAAUUCGGUAUGGGUUUACAUAGUGGCACCGAUAUGUGGGAUGACUAGUGGUGCAUGGGCUUACAAUCUUAUCAGGUUCACAAACAAGCCCUUGCGUGAGAUCACAAGGAGUGGAUCUUUCCUCAAGAGUGUAGGUUCAUUACGAAAGAUCUCUAAUCCAAAGACAAAACAAGAAUUUCCUCUGUAGUAAUCAUGU
This is a messenger RNA of Telopea speciosissima, 969 nucleotides long. RefSeq names its product aquaporin NIP1-1-like. Gene Ontology annotation, biological process: transmembrane transport. The record is from RefSeq and is a predicted model, not a curated record. The transcript is spliced from 5 exons. Gene Ontology annotation, molecular function: channel activity. Gene Ontology annotation, cellular component: membrane. NCBI's taxonomy places the organism in Eukaryota, Viridiplantae, Streptophyta, Magnoliopsida, Proteales, Proteaceae. The coding region runs from base 46 to 960 and encodes 304 amino acids.